AUGGCAACUCGUCCACGCCAGGAGACUAUGGCAGCUCGUCCACGCCAGGAGACUAUAGCAGCUCGAGACUAUGGCAGCUCGUCCACACCAGGAGACUAUGGCAGCUCGUCCACGCCAGGAGACUAUGGCAGCUCGUCCACGCCAGAAGACUAUGGCAGCUCGUCCACGCCAGGAGACUAUGGCAGCUCGUCCACGCCAGGAGACUAUGGAGACUAUAGCAACUCGUCCACGCCAGGAGACUAUAGCAACUCGUCCACGCCAGGAGACUAUAGCAGCUCGUCCACGCCAGGAGACUAUGGCAGCUCGUCCACGCCAGGAGACUAUGGCAGCUCGUCCACGCCAGGAGACUAUAGCAACUCGUCCACGCCAGAAGACUAUGGCAGCUCGUCCACGCCAGGAGACUAUGGCAGCUCGUCCACGCCAGAAGACUAUGGCAGCUCGACCACGCCAGAAGACUAUAGCAACUCGUCCACGCCAGGAGACUAUGGCAGCUCGUCCACGCCAGGAGACUAUGGCAACUCGUCCACGCCAGGAGACUAUAGCAACUCGUCCACGCCAGGAGACUAUGGCAACUCGACCACGCCAGAAGACUAUAGCAACUCGUCCACGCCAGGAGACUAUAGCAACUCGUCCACGCCAGGAGACUAUGGCAACUCGUCCACGCCAGGAGACUAUAGCAACUCGUCCACGCCAGGAGACUAUGGCAACUCGUCCACGCCAGGAGACUAUGGCAACUCAACCACGCCAGGAGACUAUAGCAACUCGUCCACGCCAGGAGACUAUAGCAACUCGUCCACGCCAGGAGACUAUGGCAACUCGACCACGCCAGAAGACUAUAGCAACUCGACCACGCCAGGAGACUAUAGCAACUCGUCCACGCCAGGAGACUAUAGCAACUCGACCACGCCAGAAGACUAUAGCAACUCGUCCACGCCAGGAGACUAUGGCAGCUCGUCCACGCCAGGAGACUAUGGCAACUCGUCCACGCCAGGAGACUAUGGCAGCUCGUCCACGCCAGGAGACUAUGGCAACUCGUCCACGCCAGGAGACUAUGGCAGCUCGUACACGCCAGGAGACUAUAGCAGUUCUUCCACGCCAGGAGACUAUAGCAACUCGUCCACGCCAGGAGACUAUGACUAUAGCAACUCGUCCACGCCAGGAGACUAUAGCAGCUCAUCCACACCAGAAGACUAUAGCAACUCGUCCACGCCAGGAGACUAUAGCAGCUCGUCCACGCCAGAAGACUAUAGCAACUCGUCCACACCAGGAGACUAUGGCAGUUCGUCCACGCCAGGAGACUAUAGCAACUCGUCCACGCCAGGAGACUAUGGCAGUUCGUCCACGCCAGGAGACUAUAGCAACUCGUCCACGCCAGGAGACUAUGGCAGCUCGUCCACACCAGGAGACUAUGGCAGCUCGUCCACACCAGGAGACUAUGGCAGCUCGUCCACGCCAGAAGACUAUAGCAACUCGUCCACACCAGAAGACUAUAGCAACUCGUCCACGCCAGGAGACUAUGGCAGCUCGUCCACACCAGGAGACUAUGGCAGCUCGUCCACGCCAGGAGACUAUAGCAACUCGUCCACGCCAGAAGACUAUGGCAGCUCGUCCACGCCAGAAGACUAUGGCAGCUCGUCCACGCCAGGAGACUAUGGCAGCUCGUCCACGCCAGGAGACUAUGGCAGCUCGUCCACGCCAGAAGACUAUAGCAACUCGUCCACGCCAGAAGACUAUCACAGCUCGUCCACGCCAGGAGACUAUGGCAGCUCGUCCACGCCAGGAGACUAUAGCAACUCGUCCACGCCAGGAGACUAUAGCAACUCGUCCACGCCAGGAGACUAUGGCCACUCGUCCACGCCAGAAAACUAUCACAGCUCGUCCACGCCAGAAGACUAUGGCAGCUCGACCACGCCAGAAGACUAUAGCAACUCGUCCACGCCAGGAGACUAUAGCAACUCGUCCACGCCAGGAGACUAUGGCCACUCGUCCACGCCAGAAAACUAUCACAGCUCGUCCACGCCAGGAAACUAUCACAGAGACUAUAGCAACUCGUCCACGCCAGGAGACUAUAGCAACUCGUCCACGCCAGGAGACUAUAGCAACUCGUCCACGCCAGAAGACUAUCACAGCUCGUCCACGCCAGGAGACUAUGGCAGCUCGUCCACGCCAGGAGACUAUGGCAGCUCGUCCACGCCAGAAGACUAUAGCAACUCGUCCACGCCAGAAGACUAUCACAGCUCGUCCACGCCAGGAGACUAUGGCAGCUCGUCCACGCCAGAAGACUAUGGCAGCUCGACCACGCCAGGAGACUAUGGCAGCUCGUCCACGCCAGGAGACUAUGGCAGCUCGUCCACGCCAGGAGACUAUGGCAGCUCGUCCACGCCAGAAGACUAUAGCAACUCGUCCACGCCAGGAGACUAUGGCAGCUCGUCCACGCCAGGAGACUAUGGCAGCUCGUACACGCCAGGAGACUAUGGCAACUCGUCCACGCCAGGAGACUAUGGCAGCUCGUCCACGCCAGGAGACUAUAGCAGCUCGUCCACGCCAGGAGACUAUGGCAGCUCGUCCACGCCAGGAGACUAUGGCAACUCGUCCACGCCAGGAGACUAUGGCAGCUCGUACACGCCAGGAGACUAUGGCAGCUCGUCCACACCAGGAGACUAUGGCAGCUCGUCCACACCAGGAGACUAUGGCAGCUCGUCCACGCCAGAAGACUAUGGCAGCUCGUCCACGCCAGAAGACUAUGGCAGCUUGUCCACACCAGGAGACUAUGGCAGCUCGUCCACGCCAGAAGACUAUGGCAGCUCGUCCACGCCAGAAGACUAUGGCAGCUCGUCCACGCCAGGAGACUAUGGCAGCUCGUCCACGCCAGGAGACUAUGGCAGCUCGUCCACACCAGGAGACUAUGGCAGCUCGUCCACACCAGGAGACUAUGGCAGCUCGUCCACACCAGGAGACUAUAGCAGCUCGUCCACGCCAGGAGACUAUGGCAGCUCGUCCACGCCAGGAGACUAUGGCAGCUCGUCCACACCAGGAGACUAUGGCAGCUCGUGA
Messenger RNA from Salvelinus namaycush (lake trout), 3054 nucleotides. Its product is annotated as sialidase-like. The transcript is spliced from 5 exons. Lineage: Eukaryota; Metazoa; Chordata; Actinopteri; Salmoniformes; Salmonidae. Bases 1 to 3054 code for a protein of 1017 amino acids. The record is from RefSeq and is a predicted model, not a curated record.